Messenger RNA from Zerene cesonia (dogface butterfly), 5698 nucleotides. RefSeq names its product serine/threonine-protein kinase 26 (gene GckIII). The transcript is spliced from 12 exons. Gene Ontology annotation, biological process: protein phosphorylation. Bases 853 to 2790 code for a protein of 645 amino acids. Gene Ontology annotation, molecular function: ATP binding; protein kinase activity. Lineage: Eukaryota; Metazoa; Arthropoda; Insecta; Lepidoptera; Pieridae. The record is from RefSeq and is a predicted model, not a curated record.
UACGAUUCACGCGGCUGGUAGUUCACCGUGGUGCUAUGUGUAAUGUUUAGCGUGGAAGCAGCUGGUGCUGCACGGUCUGUUGACGCCGCUCUCCGCCCGCCGCCCGCGCGAUCGUUGCGCCCCCGCGCUCCCUUGCGAAAAAUUAUAAUGCAAUUGCCAGGACGGCCGAUGUGGAACGCUUUACGACCGCAGCCAGCACGCAACAGUCUACACUCAAAUGCGUUGUAACUCACACGCCAUCCAUCACUAUGGAUUUGUCGUGUCGGGACUGAUUUCUCUUGUGCUGUUCGACAGAGUGGAAACCGUGUGGCUGUCGUUAAAGUUACCAUUGGAUUGUAAUAUGCAGUGACGUGAACUUUAAAACGCAGUACAGUGCCACGUUUUCGGAUCUUCUUUUUUCUACUAGCGUACUCGGUACCGUUGUGUUUUUGGCUUUUAACAGUGUUGUGACUAUAAAUGACUUUACUGACCGUAAUAUUUCUAAACAAAAAUACGUUUCAAUUACUUUAGGUUCAUUAGCGUCCAUAUUCGGUGAGACCAUUGUCCAUCAAACGUGAAUUAAUUCGAAUCGCGUCUUACUUACGUCCGGUGAGGUCUUGCUUUCAAAGUGUCAACGUUUCCAAGUAGUCAUUAUAGUUCAAACUGUGGCCAGUUUCGCUCGCUUCUGGUAUUGCGCGACUUAUCGUUUCAUAAAAAUAUAAAUUAAUCGGCUAAUUAUAAUAUUAUCAGGUGUAGGGAUGAUAAGACAACCGCCAGUUAUGUAGUGUAAUGUGAAUCAGUUAGCAAUCACUGCUGAUAUAAUGAGGUGAGGUGACUUGUGAUUUGAAUAGUGUGAGUGAUAAGUUAUAGAAAAUGUGGGGCGCCGCGGUGUCUACUCCUCCGCAUUACCAUUACGUUCAAGGUCCUGCGGGACCGAUGCCACAACGUGGUCCUGCGGGUCCAAUAUUGUCCGGACCCAGUGUGAGGCAUUUGAGGCCUCAGUCUUCGUAUUCCCUGCCGCACGGGAGCAACGGUCCCGGUCGGUGGAGCUGGUCUGGCAGCAAUGCAUCUUCCUUUGAUCGUAGGCAGCUUAAAGUGCCCCCGCAGCCAGCCAGGCCAGCACCUCAUCGACCGUCGCAUAAUCGACAUGCCGCUAACAAGGUCGACCCUGAGCUGAUCUUCACGAAGCAAGAGAAGAUCGGCAAAGGAUCGUUCGGCGAGGUGUUCAAAGGGGUCGACAAUAGGACACAGCAAGUGGUCGCCAUUAAAAUAAUCGAUCUCGAAGAGGCUGAAGAUGAGAUCGAGGACAUACAGCAGGAGAUUAUGGUGCUGUCGCAGUGUGACAGCCCAUAUGUCACUAAAUAUUACGGAUCUUACUUGAAGGGAACAAAGCUAUGGAUCAUAAUGGAGUACCUCGGCGGCGGGUCCGCGUUGGACCUGAUGAAGGCCGGUAGCUUCGAGGAGAUGCACAUCGCUGUCAUACUCCGCGAAGUGCUCCGCGGUCUGGACUACCUGCACUCAGAGAGGAAACUGCAUAGAGACAUUAAGGCUGCGAACGUCUUGCUAAGCGAGAUGGGAGACGUAAAAUUAGCGGAUUUUGGUGUAGCGGGCCAACUGACAAACACAACCAGCAAACGGAACACGUUCGUCGGCACGCCGUUCUGGAUGGCGCCCGAGGUGAUCAAGCAGUCGUGCUACGACAGCAAAGCCGACAUCUGGUCGUUGGGCAUCACCGCAAUAGAACUGGCCAAGGGCGAGCCGCCGAACUCCGAGCUGCAUCCCAUGAGAGUACUGUUCCUAAUACCGAAGAACAACCCUCCGCAACUGACCGGCAGUUACUCGAAGCCCUUCAAAGAGUUCGUCGAGGCGUGUCUCAAUAAGGACCCGGAAAAUAGGCCAACAGCAAAGGAGCUGCUAAAAUUUCAAUUCAUCAGAAAGGCGAAAAAGAAUUCGUAUCUUAUGGAUCUAAUAGAUAGGUAUAAGAAAUGGAAGUCGCAGAGGAGUGAGGAGAGCGAAACAGAAUCUGAGAACUCGGAUUCCGAGGACAUGAGCCGCGGCGACAGCGAGGCGGACGAGCCGUGGAUAAUGACGGUGCGCGGCGCGGGCGGCGCGCGGGCGCUGCACUCGCACGCGCACUCGCACGCCAACUCGCACGCCAACUCGCACACCAACUCGCACGCCAACUCGCACGUGCACGACGAUGAGAAGCGACGCGCGCACGACGACUCGCCGGGCGCGUCGCCCACGUCGCCGACGGGCGCGGCGCCGAAGCAGAACGGCGCGCUCGCGCGCGACGAGCCGCCCGCCGAGCGCGCGCUCAACAACAACACGCAGGACAAGCAGCCCUCUCGACAGUCCCCAAUCGUAUCUACGCCCGUCGAACAGAGGAGCGUGAAGGAGCGAGACAGAGAGCGCGAGCGGGAGCGGGAGCGGGACAGGGAUAGAGAUAGGGCGGACCGCGAGGAGAGGAAAGAGCGCAGCGAAAGGGAACACGCGGCCAAUAGAGAUAGUGGCGUUUAUAAUAAACCAGCGUCACCGUUGGACCAUAGAGGAUCAAAUAAUGAAGAGAACAAAGUGCGACGGCACGCCUAUCUACAGCAACUUAUUUACCCGUUACUCAAUGAGCUGUCGCGCAAGCACGGGUCGGGCAGCGCGGCGGCGAUAGAGGAGUUGCGGCGCGCCUUCGAGCUCGCCGAGCGCAGCGCGCCUCACCUUACGCGCGCCUUCGUGCAACAGGUGGUCCAGAGGGUUGCGACGCAGUCCCACCAGCCGGCGCCGCCCGCGCACAACUCGCACCACUGGAUGAGGUAGGGACAUGUAACCUGCACCGUUGGUUGGACUCGUCCCCGUCGCUGUGCUCUCGUCUCCUUCCCGCGGCUACACCGGCACACCGCGCCGCGCACGUGCCGUACGUGUUGUACGGAAUCGUACGGAAUCGUACCGUACGUUCGGCACGGCGCCCGCCAUCGUACCACAAUGUUACACUCCACCAAAUUUCACACGCAUACGUACUAAAUAAGAUGAACUAUUAUCGACGACGCGUUUGUAAAUUGAGUUGACAAUAUUUGAAAAUUUUGUUUCUAUUUAAUAACUGUUCAGUAUUGUAACGUUAAAUGUUUACACAAUAAUUAAUCGCGAUAUGAAACCGCUUUAAAUUUGUUAUGUUUUAUUUAAUGAUGAAAUUUUUUUUUUCUAAAAUUAUUAUUAAUUAUUAGUGAUCAAUUGUGUUUAUUUUUUUUUUUUGGUGUUCGUUUUUGCAUUUUCCUUUUGUUUUAAUUGCAAUUUGUUAUUACGUGUGUAAAAUGAAUAAAAAAAAAUAUUGUAACUAUACCAAAACGGUCUUCCUAUAAAAGCAAUAUGCGAAAAGAAUUGUGUUCGGAUCUAGUGUAGCCGCAAUCGAGUCACAAAAGUUGCAAUGCCAUAGAGGAAUAACGUAAUGAAUGCUUCAGAUUUUUACGUCUUAUUAUUUAAUUAUGUGCAUUAGUUAUGUAAAUAUCAUACGGACGGAUACUUUAUCUGUUCUCGUACCAUUUUUUUUGUCUAUUAUUAUUAUUAUUUUUUUUUGUUUUCACUCAUUUUUAUUUCGAUGCGUGGUGACGCAUGCCCCGUCACUUACCUUAAUUCCUGUCGUUUGGAGGUUCGGUUCGUUCGUCACAUAUUUAUUUAUAUUCGUGACGUGACGUCGCCAAUAUAUUUUGCCAUACGUUUGUCUUUUAAAUUUUACUAACCGUAGUUGGGGUAUUGGUAUCUUGAAAUUUAAUUGUAAUUAUUAAAAAGAUAAAAACUAAUUAAUAAUAAUUGAUUGUGUUGAUUUUUCGCUAGUGUUUCUUAGUGUCAUUCCAGACAAAAGACAGAAUUGUCAGCAUUUAUAGAUUUUAUUGUUCCCAUUUUGUUGAAAUUACGUUCUAAUUCAUUGUGGAGAUGCACUGUGACCGUUUGAAUAAUAAUUAAAAAAAAAAUUGUUAUUAUUUUUUUCAUAGUCUAGUUUUUGAGUUAGCGUUCUUAGCGGUUAUUUAGGGAAAAAAUCCGCGACUAACGGAGAUGUGUAAUAUCGAAUCACUUGUUGCUAAAUAUUAAUUUUUAUUAUGAAAUUACGGGGAGGCGUAAACUGAUACUGUGAAUUUAAUGUAUUGCGGCACCAAGGACCAUUCGGUGUCUGUACGAACAUGCUUAUAUAUGCGACAAUAUUUAGCGAUUCGGAUCAUAGAUUAUAUAUAAUAUGAAGACUACAAAAAUAAAAAAAAAACAAUUAUUAUUGCUGUGUAAAAAUUGUAAACCAUAUAAAUGUGUAAAUUGUGUAGUGUAUAAAGAGAUGCUGUUUAUGAAGUGUUCUUAUAAGCGUAUGAAUAUAGUAUAUUAGCAAUAAACCGCGUCGUGGAAGCGGCCCGUUGUUACUCGUAUCGCUCGACUGUUCCACCCAACGUGUUUGUACGUGUGUGUUUGUGUGAUUAUGUGAUAGUGUGCGCGGUGCACAUAUUCCAAAACAUUUCUAUGCAUCAUGUAACGCUUUGGUGGAAUACAUAUACUAUAGUAUUACCGAUUUUCUUAAUGUAAGGUGAUUCUUGUGAUAGGAGAGUACCAAUUUGAAAAAUCGUGCGUUCUCGCUCUGACAAUGUCAAAUGCGUUAGGAUAGAGCGAGACGGCACGAUUGUUUUUUUUUCUUCUUUUUUCACAAAUGUGUAAAUGUCAUUCUCGCGACGCCGGGUGAGCUGAUGCGGACGCUGAUAAAGCUAUUGUAAAUUGUAAUAAUAUUGUAAGAAUAUAACUUUUCUUUAAUUCUUUAUCUCUUUCGUGUACUUACCUUUUUCUUAAAAGAUACGCAGCCGUUUAUUUUAUCUGUAUCUUAAAUUGCAAGAGCAACGGCUCACCGGGCGCGGCGAAGCGGACGAUGCCUUAGACGCGUAGUUUUAAGUCCGCGCCUCUUCCACGACGCGCCUCGCCUUGUAAUUUGUUUUGCCAUGUGUGUCCAGCAUGGAGAUGUUAUGUUUAUUUGGAUGGAGAAAAAAAAUCAGAAAAAAUAAUAUUUUUCCACUCGAUAUUAAAGCGUGUAGUGUUAGACGGGCGAAUAAUUGUUGAUUAUUGAUUAAAAUUAGGGUGUUCGAGCGUUGGUAGUUGAUUUGACGUCGGCGUGAGACGGGGCCGGAAUGACCAAUAACUAAACGCUUUGUAUUAUAUAUUUGUUGUUGCCGUCCCGCUCCCACUCCCUGUUCCUGCACAGCGCGUGUUUCGCUCGUGUGCGGGAACAGCGAGUGUCGCGGGGGACCGGCCGAAGGUGUUCCGAUAGCGCGGCUCCGAGCUCGGUAGUGGUUCGUAGUUGUUACCGUUCGCAGGUGAGCGUCAUACGGAUGUAUGUGAAUGCGCAUAGUUAAUAAAUCUAUAUUAAUUAAAGUAAUAGUGCUGAGCGUCGCUGCGUGCGUCAUUCCGAUGCGAGCCGUAUGAACGUAUUCUUAUGAAACAUCUGUAACUGUGAUAUAAAAUAGCGUUUUUAUACAGGACGUCGCGAAAUACAUGUGUUGUGCGCAUGCGGGCUGUCAGAAUGACGUGUGAAGUUGCGCGCUACAGAUAAAAUAUAAAAAAUAAGGCCCUCCACUGAUGCACUGUAUUAACAUCGACGCGUACCAUUAGUGAUGGUCAAUUAAUGUUACGGCGUCUAUCAUUCUAACACGUUUAUGUAGAAACAAAUUUGACUCUGAAAUAAAAGAAGUUAUUUAAUUUUGGA